AUGUCAAAAUUAGUAGCGUCUUCAGAGAGAAAAAUAGGAGAAAAUAAAUUAUUAAGCACGUCGGCCAAAAAAAGAUAUGAUCCUUAUGGGACAGGGUGCAGCGUUUGCAAGCAACGUACACACCAUCUUGGCGCAAAAUACUGUCCUAGCUGUGCGUACAAACAAGGAAAAUGUAGCAUAUGUGGAAAGAAAAUCCUUGAUACGAGUGCUUACAAACAAAGCUCAAGAUGA
Molecule: messenger RNA, 231 nt
Organism: Pneumocystis jirovecii RU7
Lineage: Eukaryota; Fungi; Ascomycota; Pneumocystomycetes; Pneumocystales; Pneumocystaceae
Exons: 3
Coding region: 1-231 (76 amino acids)
Biological process (GO): cytoplasmic microtubule organization
Molecular function (GO): microtubule binding
Source: RefSeq, a predicted model, not a curated record